UUACACCAACAGACUGGGUGCGGAAAUGAUUUGAAGCUCCGUGCUUCUGCACGCCCUCUAACGUUACGUGACAUUCCGGACACACGCAUCAUGGCGGCUUCCGCGCUCAGCCCCGUGUUGUCGCCGUUAAUUAGGUUAAACUGCAAAAGUAACAGAUUUUAUACACUUAUUGUACUUAACCAGAGAGUCGCAUACUCCAUAGGACUGCCGACGAGCAAUGGCGCUGAGAGCCAAGGUUUGCUAGAGAGGGGCGGUCGGGGUCUCAGGAAACCAAGACGGGCGGCUGGAGAACCACGGACAGAGCGGAUGAUGGUGGAUCAGGACUGGACUGCAGUUUAUCCCACUCCUAAGUCUUUUAAACCUGACGCUGUGCCAUUACCAGUGCGAAUGGGCUACCCGGUAAAAAGAGGGGUGCCUCCUGAGAAAAAGGGCAACCUUGAACUUAUAAAGGUUCCGAACUUCUUGCACUUAACCCCAGCUGCCAUCAAGAAACACUGUGAAGCCCUCAAACCGUUCUGCACUGAGUGGCCUGCCGCUCUGGACUCUGAUGCUAAGUGUAAGGAACAUUUCCCCAUCCAGAUCCAGACUAAGGACUAUGUGUCUGCUGGACCAUCGCUCAGGAACCCAGACGCUCGAAUUGUCACACUCACAGUAAAGUUGUCCAGUUUGAAUCUAGAUGAUCAUGCCAGGAAGAAAAUGAUCAAACUGAGUGGAGAGCGCUACAACAAAGAGACAGACAUACUCACCAUUACCACUGACAGUUGUCCACUGAGACAGCAGAACUAUGACUACGCCAUGUACCUGCUCACUGUUCUGUACCAUGAAUCCUGGAAAAUGGAGGCGUGGGAGAAAGAUAAGACGCGCGCUGACAUGGAGGAGUACGUUUGGGAGGACAGCCCCUCUCAGAAGAAUAUUCUGGAAACCUUGUCGCGCAUGCAUCCACUUAAGGAGAAGCCUGAGGACGAGGGAGGAGUGCGGGAGGAGCUGCUGGGACGGCCGGAGGUGCAGGAGUACAAAAACUCUGUGACCAAGCUCAAGAACGAGGGAGAGACAGAGAGCAACAUGCAGCAGUACAAAGAGGCGGUGAAAAAGCUACUAAAUAUCUAAAAAAAAAAAAAAAAGGGCUGUAAA
Pangasianodon hypophthalmus (striped catfish) is the source of this 1131-nucleotide messenger RNA. It is a transcript of the gene mrps35, whose product is annotated as mitochondrial ribosomal protein S35. The transcript is spliced from 8 exons. The record is from RefSeq and is a predicted model, not a curated record. Gene Ontology annotation, molecular function: structural constituent of ribosome. NCBI's taxonomy places the organism in Eukaryota, Metazoa, Chordata, Actinopteri, Siluriformes, Pangasiidae. Bases 91 to 1107 code for a protein of 338 amino acids. Gene Ontology annotation, biological process: mitochondrial translation. Gene Ontology annotation, cellular component: mitochondrial small ribosomal subunit.